Messenger RNA from Effrenium voratum, 360 nucleotides. Lineage: Eukaryota; Dinophyceae; Suessiales; Symbiodiniaceae. The record is from the annotation of a GenBank genome assembly.
AUGCUCUUGGAGGAGAUCUUGCCGCAUUGCCAGCUCAGGGACUUGUCUCUGUACCGCAGCGGCAUCGGACUUGAUGGGCUGCGGCGCGUGGCUGAAGCUGCUUGCAAAUCGGGUACACUACGUGCGCUGGACGUCACUGCAAACGGCCAGCAUUGCGAGCGCUGGGUAGAGGCGCUGGGGAAGCCUUUGGCCUUUGCGUUGGCCAGCGCGAAGUCCCUGAAGGUGUUGACUUUGUCGUGCCCUGAGCAGCAGCUGCAGGCAGCCACGGGCAUCUUCCAAGAUCUGCCCGUGCGUGUGAUUCUUGUGCCCAACGAGCAGAACAACUACAACAGGCCAAUGUUCUUGGGCCACAGCGAUUGA